AUGUUGUCAAUGCAUAGUUCCCCGUUCUUCACCCAUGUGGAUUUGAAUGACUCUGAGGCUCGGGAGGGCUGUGAUGCCCGACCGGAGAUGUCCGCCAUUCCUCUAUCAGGGAUUCGUGGCUCUCUCAUCCGAGCAAGCACAUCCAGUGCGAGCACUGGAGUCAGCACUGACGAUGCGUCGACUGAUUCGCCCGAUUGGAAUGGCGAGGAAUCGCCAUCGAUCGAUCGAGACCAAGAGCAAAUGAAAGAUUACUCGCAAUUCGAUUCGACUGCACAGUUUCUAGAGGACAUCAUGGAAAUCCCCAAGGUGGAAGAACUCGACGACGACCUGUUGAGCAUCAAGCCGGUGGAUGUGGAGUCGGGCGCUCCCGCUGCCGUCCCACGGAAACGUGGUCGUCCACGCAAACACCCGCUGCCGGUCCCUGGAGGUCAGGCCAAGGUCACCAAAGGUCGCUCCAAGACUGGUUGUAUAACCUGUCGUCGCAGGAAGAAGAAGUGUGACGAGACAAAACCUGCGUGUCUCAACUGUCAGAAAAAUGCGGUCGUCUGCGAAGGUUACCCGCCCAAGGAGAUCUGGAAGAGUGGGAGACAGAGGUUGGCUGAUGCUCAAUCCCAGUCCCUUGCAGCCGUGCCGCGCAGUCUACCCCUCCUCAUCGACGGCAUCGAAACGGAAGUCGACCGUCGCUUUUUGGAUCAUUUCGUGUAUGGUUUCAGUCGUGUCCUGACUCUUAUCAAUGAUGAUUCGAAUCCCUUUAAGGAGAUCCUUCUCCCGAUGGCGACCCAGCACCGAGGGCUGAUGCACUCCUUGAUGUGCUUGUCCGGGUCACAUCUCUCAGGGUUGGACCCCGAUAAGAAGCUGAAGGAGCGAAAAUACUUCCACUUCCAUCGUGCCAUUCAAGAUCUGAAAGACAACAUUAAUGCCUCAUCGUCGUCACCGAAGAGCCCAGAUGAGGAAGAGCGACUGCUCGUUGAGGAUCCGAUCAUCGCCUCCACCAUUGCCCUUAGCCUGAACACGAUCUGCGAAGGCGAAACCAACGGCGAAUACCGACCGCACAUGGAUGCCGCCCGAUACCUGCUACUAUCACAGCAGCCUCGAAACGAAAAGUUCCGCCAAUUCAUCGUCGAGUUCUUCCAGUACCACGACGUCUCGAACUCCCUCACCUCCCUCGAUCGCCGCCCCAACCUUUUACACAGCGAGUUUCAUAUACCCGAAUUUGUACCCGGUGCAUCGGCAGGAAUGUUCCUUGGCGUCUUCGACGGGCUGUUCAACUAUAUCUCGCAGGUGACCCAGCUACGCGACCGUAUCCGCGAACGCUUCAACGAAGGCUACGAACCAGCGGUUGACUACCAGACACUGAGCGAGGCCGUCUCUAUCGACACAGCGAUCCGCGGAUGGGAAACCUCUCACGAGCCCGAUACCCCGAACUGGUCUCUGGCCCAGCUAUACCGCCAGUCCACUUGGGUAUAUCUAUACCGCACAAUCCGGCCUUCGCGACCGAGCGAUAAGAUCGCGCAAGUUGUUGACGACGGGCUUAAUUACUUGGACCAGUUGCCACAUGAUUCAGGUGCCUUUAGUAUCGUGCUCAUGCCGCUGUUUCUGCUCGGGUGUUCCGCGUUCCUUCCCGAACAGCGCGAACGAGUCAAACUGGGCUUUGAUAACCUCAAGUCCUACUCCAACCUGCGGAAUAUCGAACCUGCCUUUAAGGUGGUUUCGCGAGUUUGGGAGGUAAUGGAUACCCGGAUGGAGGACAGUUGGGAUUGGGAGAGGAUUAUUCAUGAUAUGAAGAUGGAUUUCUUGAUCACCUGA
Penicillium paradoxum is the source of this 1806-nucleotide messenger RNA. RefSeq names its product Zn(II)2Cys6 transcription factor. Gene Ontology annotation, biological process: positive regulation of transcription by RNA polymerase II. NCBI's taxonomy places the organism in Eukaryota, Fungi, Ascomycota, Eurotiomycetes, Eurotiales, Aspergillaceae. Bases 1 to 1806 code for a protein of 601 amino acids. Gene Ontology annotation, molecular function: zinc ion binding; DNA-binding transcription factor activity, RNA polymerase II-specific; transcription cis-regulatory region binding. Gene Ontology annotation, cellular component: nucleus. The record is from RefSeq and is a predicted model, not a curated record. The transcript is spliced from 3 exons.